Molecule: messenger RNA, 413 nt
Organism: Bursaphelenchus okinawaensis
Lineage: Eukaryota; Metazoa; Nematoda; Chromadorea; Rhabditida; Aphelenchoididae
Source: the annotation of a GenBank genome assembly
AUGAAAAUCAACGAUAAAUUGGACACAAACCUUGAUUAUUUGGCCGUUUGUGUGUUCUUCAAAUUCGGAAGGUAAUCUGAUUAUUUUUUUAUCUUUUCUUUUGGUUUUUGUUUCAUCUUUUGUUAUUUUAGCUAUAUUGUUGUAUGUUUAGAGAACCUGACAUCUCGUUCUGCCAGGAUCGUCUAAAGAAGGGCCAAGGCUUCUAUACAUUAAAGACCAGGUCUUUGUCCAACUUUCAGAUCAAUCUUGAAUUGAUUGUAAGUUAUUUUUGUUAAUUUUAGCUUUAUUUUUUGUAACAAUCUCUGAUAUUUCAAGUAUAAGAUGCUUUUGAUGCCUAACCUGUAACGUUUCAGAUGAAUCAAGUGGAGAUAUUGGAAAUGGAUUGGAAUGACAACUUAGCAGUAGUCUACUAA